AGAGACCCGCCGCCGCCGCCGCCGCCGCCGACCCGUCUCACCGCUUGCCACCGACUGCCUACCGCCGCUGCAUCCUCCAUCUCUGUCGCCGCAUCGCCUCUCGCCGACCGCCGCCGCCUCUCUCACCGUUCGGAGCUUGGUCUCGCCGCCGACCGCCGCUGCAUCCUCCGCUCUCGCCGACGCCCGGCCUCUCUCGCCUCUCUUACUCUUAAGGUUGCUUAUUUGUUCUGAAAGCAUGGAGGAGUCGUCCAGAAAAGCUUCUCGCCCUCAACUGGUGACCUUGGAUAAGGCAUACAAACUGGCUGAGCAAUGGGUAAACAAUAUGACAAAAAUAACAGAAGAUGAAUCAGCUGAAGCACGGUUAGAGGAUCGGCCUUAUAGGCUAGGCAUAGGUGCAACCGUUCCACGGCAAUCCAAGGUUGGACCUUUAAGUGACCCUGUUGGAAGGAAAUUGCAUGCUAAACUAAGUGUCGCGAAAAGAAAUAUCGCUAGAAGUAACGAAGCAUGUAGUAGCCCUAAUGCGAGAGAUAGCGAAGGCGAUGAGGAUGAGGAGGAGAAUUUAGAUAGUAGAACUAGUGUGUUUUCCAAAAAGAGAGCGGUGCCCUUGAACCCAUACUUGCAACCAAAGAAAAAGAAGGGGAAGUAAGUUUGUUCCCAGCCAAAGUGAGAUCUUAAAGAGUUAGAAGUCUAGUUCUCUUAAUGUGCUUAUCAUUUAGCAAUUUUUGGUUUGAUUUGAGGAUUGAUUGCUAAUCCUCAACUAUGGUUUAUGGGGGAAGCACGUGUAAAGAAGUUAACUGUGUUUGAAAAUUGUACAUGGAUUGUGACAUGUUAUUAC
This is a messenger RNA of Diospyros lotus (date-plum), 835 nucleotides long. RefSeq lists its product as uncharacterized. NCBI's taxonomy places the organism in Eukaryota, Viridiplantae, Streptophyta, Magnoliopsida, Ericales, Ebenaceae. The record is from RefSeq and is a predicted model, not a curated record. The transcript is spliced from 4 exons. The coding region runs from base 236 to 646 and encodes 136 amino acids.